Ipomoea triloba (trilobed morning glory) is the source of this 965-nucleotide messenger RNA. RefSeq names its product F-box protein GID2. The transcript has a single exon. Gene Ontology annotation, biological process: regulation of gibberellic acid mediated signaling pathway. Gene Ontology annotation, cellular component: SCF ubiquitin ligase complex. Lineage: Eukaryota; Viridiplantae; Streptophyta; Magnoliopsida; Solanales; Convolvulaceae. Bases 188 to 775 code for a protein of 195 amino acids. Gene Ontology annotation, molecular function: protein binding. The record is from RefSeq and is a predicted model, not a curated record.
AUUUCUCCAACUUUCUGAUUGUCGAUAAUGAUAAUUGAUAAAGAAAGCCCCAUAUGCAUGUGAUGCUGCGUAAUUGUGGAACCACUACAUCCCAUUUUCCAGCAAUCCCUAUUUUCUGUAAAUUAUAUACCUAACCUAACCUCGGAGUUGCACCUUUUUCCCUCUAUAUUUUUGUUCAGAUCUGCCGAUGAAGCGGCCCCAUACUUCCGACGACGGCGACGGAAUCCACGGUUCGAACGAGGAGGAGAAGAAGAAGACGAAGACGAAGGUUGAGGAGAAAGAGUCCGGGCGUACGUUAGCGUCGGCGGGACCGAUGCCGACGGAAUCCGUGUUGUUGGACGAGAACUUGCUGUACGAAGUGCUGAAACACGUGGACGGGCGUACGCUAGCGUGGGCGGCGUGCGUUAGCAAGCUGUGGAAGCGGACGGCGCAGGACGAGCGGCUCUGGGAGCUGAUGUGCCUCAAGGACGGCUCGCGCCGCAAUCAGCAACAGCAGCAGCUCCGCAACGUGGUCCUCGCCCUCGGCGGCUUCCGUCGGCUCUACUCGCUUCACCUCUGGCCGCUAGUUAAACCGUCGUCGUCGUCCUCCUCCUCCUCUUCGUCUACGCCGGCGUGUACCUGGCCGUGCCUGCCGCCGCCUCCAAAGCCUUCGUCGGCCAAAUUCGCCGCGGGGAAAACACGGUGGGGAAACGACGAAAUGAAUCUCUCGCUCUCCCUCCUCUCGAUCCGGUAUUACGAGAAGAUGAAUUCCAGUAAUCGUCACAAACAAACGUGAUAAAAAUCACCAAACAUUUGGGCUUUGACUUUUAUUAUUAUUCCUUCAUAUUCAUCUAUAUCUGUAUUUGUUUUUAUUAACUCGAUUUAUAUGAUUUAGAUUAGAGAUCUGUAAUGCUUGUAUUGUAUUUUAUUGUAUGCUUUUGAUUUCCACGAAUUUAUUAAACUUACAUCUCAACUUUCAGAUGCAA